Molecule: messenger RNA, 3697 nt
Organism: Scomber scombrus (Atlantic mackerel)
Lineage: Eukaryota; Metazoa; Chordata; Actinopteri; Scombriformes; Scombridae
Gene: apmap
Product: adipocyte plasma membrane associated protein
Exons: 9
Coding region: 127-1374 (415 amino acids)
Biological process (GO): biosynthetic process
Molecular function (GO): strictosidine synthase activity
Source: RefSeq, a predicted model, not a curated record
UCCCGGUGCUCAGUGCGUCUCUGUACCGGGCUAACUGCACACAGCGACCCGCUCCAGCUCCAGGCCGAGCGGACCCGAGCCGAGCCGAGCCGAGCCGAGCCGAGCGGCUUCUCCUCCGGCUGCAGGAUGAACGAUGCGGCGGGUCUCCGGUUCCGGCGGCAGCACCGACCGCAGGUCAUUACCGACGAGCUACCGGAGCACCGACACAAGGGCACCGGCACCUACAGUGGGAAGGUGUUCCAGGUAACUCUGCUCUCAUUGGGCGGCUUCCUGCUGCUUCCUCUCCUCGUCAUCAUCCUCAUCCUCGAGUCUCCCAUCAGCCCCGAAGUCCUCAGUCUGAAGGAACCCCCGGUAAUGACGGGCUGCUGGGAGCCGAACUUGAAGCUCCGUGAGGCUCAGAGACUGUUUGAGGAUCAGCUCAUCGGACCGGAGUCCAUCGCAAACAUCGGAGAUGUUUUCUUCACGGGAACAGCUGACGGGAAGAUCGUGAAGCUGAUUGGUCGAAGGAUCCACGCGGUGACGAGUCUCGGAAAACCGCCGUGUGGAUCCAGAGAGGAGGAGAGCAGCUGUGGACGACCGUUGGGAAUCCGCGUCGGACCGAACGGGACUCUGUUUGUAGCCGACGCUUAUCUGGGAAUAUACGAAGUUAACCCGACUACAGGCGAGUCGACCCGGCUGGUAGCAGGCGGUCAGCUGGUGGCCGGCAGGAAGUUGUCGUUCAUUAACGACGUGGCGGUGACGCAGGACGGGAAGAAGCUGUACUUCACUGACUCCUCCAGCAGGUGGCAGCGCAGAGAUUACAUGCACCUCAUCAUGGAGGCCACGGCCGACGGACGUGUGUUGGAGUUGGACAUGGAAAGCAGAGAACUGACCGUCGUCAUGGAGAACCUCAGAUUCCCAAACGGGAUCCAGCUGCUUCCUGAUGAGGAGUCGGUGCUGGUGGCUGAGACCACCAUGGCCCGCAUCCGCAGGGUCCAUGUAGCCGGUCUGAAUAAAGGAGGAAUGGACACCUUCAUCGAUAAUCUUCCCGGUUUUCCCGACAACAUCCGUCCGAGUUCCAGCGGCGGUUACUGGGUCGCCAUGUCAGCUGUUAGACCGAACCCCGGCUUCUCCAUGCUGGACUUCCUGUCCCAGAGACCCUGGAUCAAGAAGCUCAUCUUCAAGCUCUUCAGUCAGGACGUGCUGAUGAAGUUCGUCCCUCGCUACAGUUUGGUGGCCGAGCUUCACGACGGCGGCGUUUGCACGCGUAGCUUCCACGACCCGAACGGGCUGGUGGCGGCUUACAUUAGCGAAGUCCACGAGUACGACGGAAGCCUCUACAUCGGAUCCUUCCGAUCGCCGUACGUCGCCAAGCUCGACCUGCGAGACGUCUGAGAGGCCGGCCAAUCGGACGAGAGGGGGCGGGACGUCAGGAGUGAUGAUGCGACGUCGGUCUGAUGGCGACGCUGCAGGAAGUGACAUCAGAGCCGUCGCAGGAAGGAUUGAGGCGCCGUAACGUUUGAUGAACAGGAAAUGAAAAAAUUACGACUAAUCAGCACUUCACUUAAUUUCUGUUUAGUCUGACAUCGUGUUGUAGCAGCGAUAACGUAAUAAACCCGAAAACGUAAUAAAGCCGAUAACGUAAUAAAGCUGUUAACGUAAUAAAGCCGUUAACGUAAUAAAGCCGAAAACGUAAUAAAGCCGUUAACGUAAUAAAGCCGAAAACUUAAAUAAUAAUUUGCAAGUAAAAAAAAUCCCGAUGUAAUAACUGGAGCCAAUAACGGUCGAUAACGUAAAAAUGUUGACAAUUUUUUUAUUUAAUAAGGCCGAUAAAUCCGAAGGUAAUAACUGGAGCCAAUAACGUAAUAAUUUUCCCCACUUUAAUGUAAGAAAGAAGAUAACGUAAUAAUGGUCGAUAACGUAAUUACGUUACGCUAUUGGCAAAAAGUUAUUACGUUAUCAGCUUUAUUACGUUAUUGUCGUUAUUAAAUUAUUAGCAUUAUACAUUUAAAACAGGCAAAAUUAUUACGUUGUUGGUUCGGAAAUGUUAUUACGUUAUCGGCUUUACUACAUUUAAAAUCACCAAAAUUAUUACUUUAUCGGUCAUUAUUACGUUAAAGAAUAGGCAAAAUCAUUACGUCAACGGCCGUUAUUACGUUAUCCGCAGCUACACGUGUUCAUGUUCGCAUGUUUGUUUUUCGUAGUUUGUUUUGGGGGGGGGGGGGGGGGGGGGGGGGGGGGGGGGGGGGGGGGUAACUGAGGAACAUAAACAUCGCUAGCUUUUUGGACGGUAAAGAAACGUCUCAUGUUGAAUCUCAGGUAUCGACACGCGACAAAGAUACGAAGCCGCUGAGUCACAAAACAUUUAAUCGUCCUUUAAUUCCGUGUUUGUUAGUUACGCUGAGUCUGAUUUAUCGCAGCGUGUUACGGUCGAUGCUAACACGUUUACAGGCUCAGUUUUUAAUCUGCACUUUUUCCCAUCUUGAUUUCGUUAGCGAUGUUUCGACCAAUCGCAGCUCUUCCUCGGAUGAUGAGGAGCUGCGAAGCGUUGCUAACGUAAUAGUGAAGCUUUGAUUCAGUGUGAAAAGAUUACGUUUGAUUUUAUUAACGAGCAGCGAACUAACGAGGAAGUUCUGCCUUCAUUAAACUUAACUGUGAAUCUAAUGAUAACGUCAACCUGCGUGCUAACAUGCUACAUGCUAACAGCUAACUAUCGUUGCCGCAGCAACGUGCAGAUGAUGUCAUCACUUUAAGAAAAUGCUGCGUGUUAAAAUUAAACUUGGACAAUUGAUCCUGAUUGGCUGAGUUAUCGACGUCUGUUCUGUUCCCGUCAUGUUUGUGAUGUUUGUUUAUUAAUAAUAAUAAUUAUAAUUAUAAUAAUAAUUUAAAAAACAGGUUUACAAAUUUGAGCAAAGCGAUCAAAGUUUAAAUAUAAUAUAAUUUAAUGUCCAGUUUUCUCAUUGAGUCUAAAAAUGUGUUAUUAAUUUUAUAUUAAUGUUCGGAGUCAUUUUCAGGUAUUUAAGGGUAAAAGUUUACGACUUCUUUUUGGGAAAUUAACAAUAAUUAAUCAUUUUAAUCAGCUGUUUCUUCUAAUUUACACAAACUUCAUCCUGUCUGUAAAAUACCUGAAAAUGACUCUGAAAAUUAAUUAGUUAUUCAUUUUAUAUUCAUGUUUGUAUUAAUAUUCAGGACUUUUUUUUUUGCUAAUGAAUAAUUCCACAUGAAUGAGAUUAAAAUAAAAAAAUUUCUGCUCGUUCUUCUAAUUUGCAAACUGCAGCGUUUUGUCUGUAAAAUGUUUAAAAAUGAAACUAAAAUGAAUCUGAAAGUUUGGAGACUUGAGAUCAAAGCAGCUGCAACUUUAAGCUUUUCUGCACUUUAUUAUUAAAACUGAUUAUUCAUCAGUUUGUGUUUAAAGCAGAAAUGUUUGUUUUUAAUGUGAUUCUUCUUCUUUUUCUUCUUCUUCUUCUUCUUCUUCACACUUUUGAUCGUGUUUGUUAAAGUUCUUCACGUUGAGACGAAGGUGCCAAAUUUAUUUUAGUCUCUUUUGUUUUUUGCACUUUUUUUUUACCCGAAUCAGAAGAAACCGAGCUGUGAUGUAAACUUUAUUUCUGACCAGUUUUGAUGUAUUUUCUUCUUCUUCUCUGAAUUUUUCGUCCUUCAGCUUUUCAGCUUCCUUAAAUAAAACCUACAGUUUGAAUAAAGUUGAUAUCUGACUGUU